Coniosporium apollinis CBS 100218 is the source of this 360-nucleotide messenger RNA. RefSeq lists its product as uncharacterized. Bases 1 to 360 code for a protein of 119 amino acids. The record is from RefSeq and is a predicted model, not a curated record. Lineage: Eukaryota; Fungi; Ascomycota; Dothideomycetes. The transcript has a single exon.
AUGAAGAUCCGGGAGCGUGACCGGAGCCUCGCAGCAGCCCUAGGGAUCUCCAAACCGCCAUUCGGCCACCACCGUCGCUAUCUUCCGGAAGGCAGUCUUCGGUGGCGGCUGCUCCAGGAUAUUCCGGGCGACACCGUCAUGUUCGUGGAGUUGGUCGUGCGCUUGGAUUACGGCAUUGAGUAUGCUAUGGUGGAAUGGAAGCUCUUGCGUAAGUGGAAUCAAUAUGUUGAGAGCAGGGAGGUGAAACGGAAGGCAAAGAAAAUAGAAGGGGGGCAGAAAGAAGCAGAAAAGAGGUGGGGUGGAUAUGGCAAAGAGUGUGAGCGACGCCGAGAGUAUGGCCAAGAAAAUAUUGACAGAUGA